AUGUCGGCGAGCCGAACCCUGUUGUUUACUCUCCUCGUCGCCUCUUUCGCACGCGUCUCUUGCUUCCUCCCCCUCCAUCAUCUGCAGGGUCUUGUACGCGGAUCGAGGGCGACUAGAUGCCGCCAUCAGCUCCUGCUCCCUGCUGGCAUUCCGAGGCUUUCGAGCAGGGGCCAGGAGCGGGAGUUGACAGUGACGAGCAGCGACGAGGAGGAGCAGAAGGACAAGCGGGUCCUCGUCGCUGUGCUCGGAUUUGUCUCUACCCUCCUUGUGCUCAAGCUCAACCCGUCGCUGCUUGCUCUCGUACACGUGCAUGGGGAGGAUCGGUGGGGCACCUGGACGGUCUUGGCUGGAGCAGCAUGGGCUGGGAUACAGCUGGAGGACACGAAGCUGGGAAAGUCACUUUCCGGAGCAGUCUGUGCCAUGCUCAUCACCGCGUCCAUGGCGGCUGUCGGAGUGCUGCCGGAGGUCCCUUCCCCUCACGUCAGCGCACUGCAGAGCCUCGUCGUCAACCUGGCGACGCCGCUGCUGCUGCUGGGAGUGAUGCUAGUUGCCUUCGCCUUCGGCAGCCUCGGAACGCUCGUGGGAGCUACUGCCGGCUUCCUUCUGGCUCGAGGUGGCUUCUUGCGGCACAUGGGCCAGAGCGGGUGGGAGGUGGCGGCGGCGCUGACGGCAAAGAACAUCGGAGGAGGGCUCAACUUCAUGGGGGUUGUGGACGCCCUGGGCAUUGACGGGAAUUUCGUUUCUGCUGCGCUGGCAGUUGACAACGUGCUGGGGCUGCUCUACUUCCCGUUUGUGAUGUGGCUGGGUAGGAACCAUCCCGGUGACAAGGAGGCGGCGCGAGGUGGAGAGGUGGAGAGCGAGGCAGCACCAGGCGGCUCCCAACGGGCCGAGCUGACCCUCGAGACUCUCUCAGGUGCUCUCUUCAUCUCCUUCGGCAUCGCCGCUGCCUCCAACGCUCUCAACGGCAUGUUUCACCUCCCUGUCGCCUCCUCCGCUGCGGGCCUGGCAGUCCUCCUGGCGACGUUGUUCGCGCCCCAGCUGGGCAGGUUGGCGUACAGUGGGGACCUGGUGGGAAGGCAGCUGCUCUACUUUUUCUUCGCGUCGGUCGGCGCAGCAUCAGGAGGAGCAGCAAGCUCGCUCUCGAGCGGCAUGGCGUACCCGCUCGUCACCUUCGGCUUUGCCCUGUACCUCCUUCACCUAGCCAUCAUCCUGGGGGCUGGUCGGCUGCUGCGUAUCCCUCUCCCCGAUGUCCUGCUGGCGUCCAACGCCAACAUCGGGAACCCGGCGACCGCCGCCGCCAUGGCCAACGCCCGAGGAUGGAACUCGCGCGUGCUGCCGGCUAUUCUCUCCGGGACACUGGGCAACAUCAUCGGAACGGCUGCUGGGCUGCUGCUGGGGCAAGCAGUACUCCAGCCGCUUACUGCGAUGACUCCCUGA
Molecule: messenger RNA, 1437 nt
Organism: Guillardia theta CCMP2712
Lineage: Eukaryota; Cryptophyceae; Pyrenomonadales; Geminigeraceae
Exons: 5
Coding region: 1-1437 (478 amino acids)
Source: RefSeq, a predicted model, not a curated record